UGGCUGUCAUUCAUUGAGCAAAAAUCUCGCUCUGCAGGCUGGCUGGCUCAUCCCUCUUCCACGCACGUACAAAUUUACGCAAGGAAAAGUGCAUUCAGGAAAAGAUCAUUUUGGUGCGUGCGGUGAAAAAGUUGAACAGUUUGUGAGCCAGUUCCGUGAUUAGAGGGUUUGUGACAAGAUCUCUCCAUCUCCCAGUGGGCCAACUUUCACUUCAUUAUCGAUUUGGAUAGUGUGCAGCAGCAGAGAAAGAAGUUUUUAGUUUCGGAAAUGUCUGGAAUCUGUGGGGAAGCCUUCGUCGUCCUUGCUCCAUUGACCGCCACGGCGCAGACCGUCAUUUACGGCCGGAACGGGCUCGCCGGGCAGGGCUCCGACGUGAGCGAGGUUCACUUCUAUCCAGCAUCCGAGGCCAGUGGACCAGUGAAAUGUGACUCAGCCGAGGUGGAAGCGGCAGCGACGUUUUCUGUGAUUUUGAGCAAACCGGCCGGAGUCUGGGGCGCCGAAAGUGGUUCCAACGAGAAGGGCGUUUGCAUAGGUUUAACGUUUAGCGAGGGACAUCCCGUCGACGGAAAGCUUAACGCAACCGACCUAGUGAGAUUGGGCCUGGAGCGCGCAUCGAGCGCAGCGGAAGCCGUCGACGUGCUGACCUCGCUGUCGGCCGGUGCCGGCCCUGACGGUGAAUCGAAGGACUCUCCCAAGGCGGCGUUCGUAAUCUGUGAUGGUGCGGAGGUGUGGCUGCUCAACAUUGUGGGCUCACUUUGGGCCGCCCAAAAGGUGACUUCCAGCAGUUUGGCGCUCAAACCGGGUUUGUCGGUGGGCGCGCAAAUCGACCGCAGCUCGGAUGACUUGGGGGAGAAGCUGAAGAGCGGUGGGCUUUGGGACGGAUCGGGCGAGCUGAACUUUGGCGGUGUGUUUGGGCUGGACGCGACGCGGUCGUGGCCGGGAAGUGAGCCGGGAGCGGAGGGCUCGUACGGGUUGGCGCAGAUUUUCGAGAGUUUGCGUGCGGCCGGUGCCGAUCAGAAGGCACUGUCCAGUCACGUGUCGGUGCUUUCCGGUGGUGGCGGUUUGUCCUGCCACUGGUUCACGGCGACGCCUGAUCCGUUGGAGUCGGUGUUUAAGCCGUUUGUGUUUACGCCGGGAGCGAAGAUUUCUCCGCUGACCAAAGCGCCCGAGGGCGAAAGCCAAACGUUGCUGCACAAGUUGCAUGGGAAUCGUAAGUGGGAGGCGGUCGGUGAUUUGCUGCGAUCGCUCGAGGGCACCUGCGUGGACGAGGUUAAUCGGUUCAUUAGUGAGCACUCGGGUGAGCCUAACCAGGAGCUGGACGAACUGAUGAAGGAUUGCGUCGAGGCCGAGGUCAAGUUCUACCGUUAAAGGGUCGGCAAAACUAAACAUACCAACAGCGAAUCAGACGCUAUCUAAUAGCACCAACACACACAUAAACUGUAACCGUACUUUUACGACAUUCCUUAACUAAUAAGACUUGCUUGAUUUUUUUUUAGUAUUUUGUAUUAUUAAAUAUACCAAAUUGAUAGCGAACGAACCGUGUUGUAGGUUAACAAAGGCCACUAAAUGCAGAUCUGACUGGUGUGAGAAUGAACGAAAAAAGUACGAACGACGGAAAAUAUUCAAAAUAAUAAUUACUAUUAGCUUAGAAACGAGCAUUCUUUUGCAAACCAACUUAGCGAACAAGUAUUUUCUACACAUUGAUAAUAACGAUAUUGUAUUGCAUUUUUAUGUUGCGAGUGAGCUUACGCUGUGUUCAGGUGUAUUCCCCAAACGAAAGCAUUUGUGUUACUAUCAUAGACAAGUAGAUAUAACUCACAAUCGAGCAGAUUUCAAAGAGAUUGUUUCAUAGAUUUCCAUUGUGUACGUACGAGAUCUCAGUAAGUAACUGUGUAUUUGUCUGUCAUUAUUUAUUUAUUAAAGCUUUGCCAAACGAGAAGUUUUCUCUGUGUUUUGUUUUGUGAUUUGGCCAGUGGUCGAAAUUUCCUUGACCGUAUCCUAGAAUGGCUUCGUUCUUUAAAACACAAACUGUAGUUUUUACAAUAGAAAUUGACAAUUUAAAACGUUUUGUGCUCGCGCGCUCUCACGCAGGAGAAAUUAACUAAUUGCGUCUACAGUAAUAAUAUGCCACGUGUAUCCAUUUCUCUCUAUUGAAACAAACCAAAAAACAAUACUGGAAUUAUUCUAUCGAUGCAUGCGAAACAACAACACAAUAAAUUGAACUACAAAAAAAAA
Molecule: messenger RNA, 2235 nt
Organism: Culex pipiens pallens (northern house mosquito)
Lineage: Eukaryota; Metazoa; Arthropoda; Insecta; Diptera; Culicidae
Product: secernin-2
Exons: 5
Coding region: 268-1368 (366 amino acids)
Biological process (GO): proteolysis
Molecular function (GO): dipeptidase activity; cysteine-type exopeptidase activity
Source: RefSeq, a predicted model, not a curated record